AUGGCUGCCAACGUUGUACCAAAUCAUGUUCCCGACGAGAAAAUCGACGACCUCGAUACAGACAAAGAUUUGGAGCACAUCCAAGAUAAAAAUGAACAUCUAAACAAAGACGUUGAGCGCGGCUCGUCAACGAGCGAAAAAGUGAAUCACGCCGAAGAAAAAGCAGUGGAACCUCGAGACCCAAAUCUGGUAGAUUGGGAUGGUCCCGAUGAUCCAGAAAAUCCAUUAAAUUGGACAAAGGGCAGGAAAGCCAUGAUGACAACCUCUAUAGCACUAAUAACAUUUUUGACUCCCCUAGGUUCUUCAAUGUUCGCUCCGGGGGUACCAGAUGUGAUGAGAGAUUUUGGAUCCAGCAAUGAGUCUCUCGCUGCAUUUAUUGUUUCGGUAUAUCUGCUCGGCUACUGUUUCGGUCCUCUUGCAAUCGCUCCACUCUCUGAGAUGUACGGACGGCAACCGCUCUAUACGAUUUGCAACUUACUUUAUACCAUCUUCAACGUGGCUUGCGCCGUGGCCCCGGAAAUGGGCAGUUUGAUUGUUUUCCGAUUCUUUGCAGGGGUGGCUGGUAGCUGUCCACUGACUCUAGGUGCUGGCUCGCUCGCAGACAUGAUUCCGCAGAACAAACGAGGUGCUGUGAUGGCUGUAUGGGCGAUGGGUCCGUUAUUAGGCCCUGUUAUCGGCCCUGUUGCUGGUGGCUAUCUGACUCAAGCAAAAGGUUGGCGAUGGACUUUUUGGGUCUUAGCAAUAGCGGGCGGUGCCGUAACCAUCUCAUCAUUAUUCUCACUGCGCGAAUCCUACGCCUAUGUCCUUCUUGAUCGCAAGGCUAAAAGACUAAGAAAAGAGACCGGAAACCCCAAUCUGCGUUCAGUGCUAGAUACCGGCAGAUCCCCAAAAGAGCUGUUUCUGUUCUCCAUAGUCCGUCCAACAAAGAUGCUCUUCCUAUCGCCCAUUGUAUUCUUAUUGUCGCUGUACACCGCAGUCAUUUACGGAUAUCUGUAUCUUCUUUUCACCACCAUGACAGACGUCUUUGAGACUCAAUACAAUUUCUCCCAGGGAUCUGUUGGUCUAGCAUAUUUGGGCGUCGGCGUGGGUUCAUUUAUCGGCCUGUUCGUACUUGGCGCUAUAUCGGAUCGUCUGCAACAACGAUUGACUACUUCUAAUGGCGGAGUGCCAAAGCCGGAAUAUCGAUUACCGCCAAUGUUUGUCGGAUCCUGGCUUAUUCCGUUGGCUCUGUUCUGGUAUGGUUGGACGGCAGAGAAGAAGGAUGCUUGGAUACUGCCGAUUAUAGGGACUGCGUUUCUUGGAAUUGGAAUGAUCAUUGCCUUUAUGGCUACAUCAACUUAUCUCGUCGACGCCUACACGAUAUACGCAGCCUCUGCCAUGGCUGCUUAUACCCUGCUUCGCUCGCUUCUAGGUGCACUUCUGCCAUUGGCCGGCGGAAAAAUGUAUCAAACUCUAGGUUUAGGAUGGGGCAAUUCUUUGCUUGGAUUCAUUGCGUUAGCAUUGGCUCCUAUCCCGUUGUUGUUCUACAAAUAUGGAGAGCGGAUACGCAAUAGCAAGUUGUUCAAAGUUGAAUUCUAG
Messenger RNA from Talaromyces amestolkiae, 1578 nucleotides. RefSeq lists its product as uncharacterized. Gene Ontology annotation, biological process: transmembrane transport. The record is from RefSeq and is a predicted model, not a curated record. Gene Ontology annotation, molecular function: transmembrane transporter activity. Lineage: Eukaryota; Fungi; Ascomycota; Eurotiomycetes; Eurotiales; Trichocomaceae. The transcript is spliced from 6 exons. The coding region runs from base 1 to 1578 and encodes 525 amino acids.